Messenger RNA from Pieris brassicae (large cabbage white), 1782 nucleotides. RefSeq names its product circadian clock-controlled protein daywake-like. The record is from RefSeq and is a predicted model, not a curated record. The transcript has 5 exons. Bases 6 to 722 code for a protein of 238 amino acids. Lineage: Eukaryota; Metazoa; Arthropoda; Insecta; Lepidoptera; Pieridae.
ACGACAUGUCUCGACUUCUGUGCCUCGCGGUGGCUCUCUGCUGCACCCUGGAAGCGCGCGCCGGGACUUUGCCGUCCUUCUUGAGUGCUUGUUCGGCGUCAGACCCAAAUCUAAGUCGGUGCGUGGAGAAGGUGAUAGCGGUCGGGGGAGGGAAAUUCGCAAAGGGCAUCCCGGAGCUGGGAAUCGCGUCCCUUGAUCCGGUGCAUCUGGGUAGGGUGGUUGUCGACAACCCCGCUCUGAAGCUCACCUUCGACGACACCGUCGUUACCGGUCUCGGUGACUUUAUCGUCAAUUCUUUUAAGAUUGACACGGAGAAAGGAAAAGCUACACUGGACUUUACGGCUAACGUAACACUGAAGGCAAAUUAUGACAUGGAUGGGCAGGUGCUCAUCUUGCCAAUUAGAGGAAACGGACAAGCCAAAAUAAAAAUCACCAACCUUAACAUCGUGAUCAAAUAUGACUACAAGACUGUCGACGGUUACUGGACGGUUACAGGUUACGAAGAUAGCUACAAUAUGGACCGUGCGCAGUUCAAAUUCACCAAUCUUUUCAACGGCAACAAGGAGCUGGCAUCUACAAUAAAUAGAGUGAUCAAUGACAACUGGGAGCCUGUAAUCCGUGACAUCGCUCCUGUGGCCUUCCAGACCAUUAUCAGUGCGUGCGUCAACGAGGCCAAGAAACUGUUCGCUGCCGUCCCUGCUGACCGGUUACUGCUGCCUUGAUGUAAGCGGUACAAACAAAUAUCAGGAUUACCUAAAGAAAAUCGCUUUUCCGUCCGGAAGGGACGAUUCCUAAUUGCAUAAGUAUAAUAAUGAAUCCCGCCCAGUUUGCCUUUUAUAGUCUUUAAGAAGUUCUAUUUUAUUCGUACCUAGUUUUAACUUCCUCUAAAAUAAUAGCAGUUUGGUAAUUUAACCUUUUAGUGAUAAAGAAAAUAUGCGUAAAUAUAAGGAAAGGGUUGAAAAAAUGUCGUUCUCGGAUCAUAAUUUUUUAUAAUAUAAAACUGCACUAAUGUAAUAUAAUGUUGACGUUGACUGUUCUCGUUUUUAACAUUAAUAGUGGCAGUAUUGAGUAUUCACGUUUUACAACAAACCGGUAGACGCUCCAGGCUCGUUGCCGUAAGGUCGCCGGUUGCACAUUUCCGUGUCAAUAUUGUAACUUCCUCUCGGUGCGCAUAUUCCUCUCUUCGGGGCCAGCCACCACCAAGCCAGUGUGUAUUUGCAAUUGUAUAUCCUUUUCGUAGCCGUUAUUUUUAUACCUACUUAAUAAGUCCUUAAUCUUUUAUUUAUUAAAAUCGCGUUCAUUUAUCUACGCCUAGAUGUAAACAUUAUUUAUUAUACAAUCUUAAUAAGUUGGUAGUUAAUUUAUCAUAUUAAUGUCCAUUAAUAAUGUUGUGUCGAUUCACACAUGUCUCAAUAGUCUUAAGAAUUUUUAAGAGGUUAUUGAUUCUUUAACAUAUUAUAUACUAUCUCUAUUCUUGCCCGUAACAAAAUCUAAAAAGUCCUGGUAUGUUGCAGUGUUUUCAUAUAAAAAUCUAUAGUUUAAUUAAGAUUUAAUGCCAUGAUUAUAAAUUAUAAACUAUAUUUACACUUCUGAGAUAAAAUUGUAAGCAUUGUUAUAGUUACAAACCAAAUAUACAAGUAAUUAUUAUUAAACAUAGAAGUACUUGAUUUUAGUGUUAAUGUGUGAAUCAAAGAUAACACAUUUUUGUGUAAUUACUGACACCCACACUGUUUCUUAUUGAUAAGUAAACAGAAGCAAUGUUUGAGAUAACUCAGCUAAAUG